Molecule: messenger RNA, 1326 nt
Organism: Seminavis robusta
Lineage: Eukaryota; Bacillariophyta; Bacillariophyceae; Naviculales; Naviculaceae
Source: the annotation of a GenBank genome assembly
AUGCGUGGAGCCUUGCUUGCAGCAGAAACUCGUGAUUCCAGUCUUGCCGAUUAUCGCGAUCGCAAGAUAAUAGCUACCGACGUGCAACCAUACAUGACCCAAGACUUCUCUCCAAGAGAAGACAUCCAUGUUCACGACAGCGACUGCGAGAGCGAUGAUGGUCAGUUGGUGGAAGAAGCAGCUCUUAAUUGCUACUUUCACGUCGUCCAAGCCUUUGCACAAAAGAAGGGUUACUACAAGAAGAUUAAAUCGCGCGACUUUGCCAUUACAAGACGUGAAAAGCCGAGGGGUAGCUUGAAAGGUACAGCUUUCUCGCAUGUCUCGAACAUUGCCAGGACCAAAUCAAUCGAACAAAGACGUACUGUCACAGCAUUGUACAUGUCGAAUUGGAGAACUCGUGGGGAAGCAGCUGCUGCCGACCACUUUGAGAAAGAAUAUUGCGUCUUUCCGCGAUGGAACUGGAAUUACUCGUGCAGUGGUGAGGGCGGGGUAUACCCCUCCAACUGUCCCAACGAAAGCUUUAAUAGACAUGGAAUCAAGAGCAUAUGUGCAGACUGUGCCAAGAAUGCUUCGCUGACACACUUUCUUGUUCACACAGCACGGUCUUUGCUCAAGGAUGACUCACACAGUCGCAGCGACUCUGCAACCAUCGAAUUUCCUGUGACGUGCUCUCGCUUGAUGGUUUCCAUUACCGGCUUCAUGAGAGAAGGGAUUGAUAUCAUUGAGAUGGGUGGUGUGGAUGGUUCUGGAAGAGCGACUGGCUGGCUUGGAAAUAUUCGUCACAAGAUUGGCAUCCCCCUUGACCAACAUCGUGUUAGACUCAUCAAUGCAGCCCUUGAUGGUGACAGCAGGCCCUUCCUCAAGAUGCACAAGGGCGCAUCCCAAGAUACAAUUGCAGACGCAAUGGUGUCGGGCACAGUUGUGAAAUCACAAGCCCGUGGAAGCACUGUUCACAUGUACCAGAGUGGACUUGCUGUGGGAAAUAAGAGACGUUGUCUCCCCAAGAUGCUCGAGUCCUUCGAGAGUUUCCUCUGCACUCUGCAGUAUCAGCAACUGGUCAAUGUCGUGACUUACUUGCGAUUGUCUCCCUUUGGGGACGAUAUCUCCCUUUAUGUAAGAGCCAAGACCGAAGAAGAACUCGUGAACCUGCUUGUUGCCUUUUAUGACAACACUUUGAGCUAUCGUGAGAUGUUGUCCAAGGGUACCACCACUUAUUCCCAUGUUAGAACAAUCGUCGAUCGUAUCAGAGUAGCUGGAUCUGGAAAGGAGAACAAUACAGACAAUGACACGAGUGGUUUCGAAGGUUUACAAAGGGCUUUGCUUUGA